Messenger RNA from Closterium sp. Yama58-4, 1767 nucleotides. Lineage: Eukaryota; Viridiplantae; Streptophyta; Zygnematophyceae; Desmidiales; Closteriaceae. The record is from the annotation of a GenBank genome assembly.
AUGGCAGCUGCUCCAUCGCUCGCGUUCUCGCACAUUCUCCUAUUUAACUCGCGCUCUUCCGCGGCGGCUAUCGUUCCUACCCUCGCCCCCCAUUAUCCCUCGCAGUGCUUCCUCUCCUUCCCACUGGCCGCGCCUCUCUCGUAUUUACUCCCCGCUCGCUCCCUUCCUGCUACUCGUUCUAGACUACGCUUCGGAAUCUCCGAUUUUCCCGCCGACCCCCUUCGUGUAAGCUGCUUCCGCGUCCGCGGCGGCAGCGGCUCCACGCCAUUCCGACGUGGCAUUCACUUGACCCCACAAGGCGUUUCAUUGGCUCCGGUCGGCGUGCCGGCCGCGCAUUUAGGUCUCCGCGUAUCGCGCAGCGCUCGAAUAGACUGGCGACGUGGGAGAGGCAGGCGAGUGUGGAGAGGCCGCGCAAACGCAGCAGACUGUAGCGGGGAAAAUGGCGAGGGGGACACUAGUGAUGGGAGGAAUUCCGACCCUGGGGGAAAUCCCCCCCCAGAGGCAUUUCCAAAGGCCGCAGAUACUGCAGUAGCAACCGAAGCAAGAGCGGAAGUUCCGACGCCUGGCGGAGGUGGCGGAAGUGGCGGAGAUGGGGGGAAGUGGACGGAGGUUGCGGGUGUGGAUGCGCGGGGGAAGGCGGAGCAGGCGGAAGGGCACGAGGGGAGCGAGUCGGAGUGGGUAGCAGACGAGGAGGCGGAAGAUGCGGAGGGGGGCGAAGGCUCAGAGGAGGAAAGCGAAGGGGAGUGGGAUGGGGAGGAGGGGGAGGAUGGUGAGGAGAGGGAUGGGGAUGCGGGCAAGGAGGCGAUUCGGCGGGAGAGAAUCAGCGAGGCGAACAGAGGGCGCGUGCCGUGGAACAAGGGCAGGCGGUGGAGCGAUGAGGUGCGCGCGCGGAUAAGGGAGCGCACCAAGGUGGCCAUGAGCGACCCCAGCAUCCGCGCGCGCCUCAAGGAGCGCGGCCACCGCCAGAGUGUGGAAACGCGCGCGCUGAUAGCAGCAAAGCUGCGCGCCAACUGGCAGCAGCGCCACGAGCACAUGGCGCUGGUAGCCGCGCUGCGCCGCGAGUGGCACGCUGAGCUGGCGCGCGCUGCAGCAGCCGGCGGCGUGGGCGAGCGGGCGCUGGUGCGAUGCCGCAACGGGCGAGUGCUCGGUGAUGCUGCUGCUGCUGCUGCUGCUGACGCGCAUGAUUCCAGCGACGCAGCAAAGGCAGCAAAAGCGGCGGCGGCGGCAGAGGUGGUGGUGAUUCCAAACCCAGACGAGGCGUUUGUUGAGCUGGUGAUGGCUGCCGAGGCGCAGAGCGGCUCACCUCUCACCCUUGUCAUCUCGUCCCCCUCUCCGGUACCUACCACUGCACCUCCCACUUUCCCCACCCUGCACCCACCGCUACUGUGCUUCCCUCUCCCUCCCCACCCCAUACCUCUCAUCACUCCUUUCCUCCUCCCCGUUCCCCUCCCCCCCAGUGUGUUGAUGGCGGAGGCGGAGCAGGCAGCGCAGGCGCUGGCAGCGGUGGCGGGAAGGGACAACCGUGCCAUGGCCUCUCUGCUCGAGACACGGCGCUUGCUGGACGAGGCCAGGCGCGCAGUCAGGGAGGCUGAGGGGCCGCAGGGUAGUGAUGAGGGGGAGGCGAGGCAGGCAGGGCUGGGUGAGCGGCUAGCUGUGAGAGAGGAAAGCAGCACACUUGGGCUGGGGAGAUGCUGGAGUGCAAGUAAGGAGCAAAAGAUAUUGAGAAAUUGGAAACAGCACGUGAUUCAAGAUGGAUUGGGGUUAUGA